GAGAUUAUCAGGAUCGAGUUUUUAGGUUUCCCAAAAUGGUUGAUAGCAACAAUAUAUUAGGAUCAUUUGACUCAAGUGAAGAAGGAGGGUUUAAGGAGCACGAUAGGUUGUUGCCAAUAGCUAACGUGGGACGAAUAAUGAAGCAUAUUCUUCCUCAAAACGCGAAGAUUUCAAAAGAGGGGAAAGAAACAAUGCAAGAAUGUGUGUCUGAGUUCAUAAGCUUUGUUACUGGAGAAGCAUCAGAGAAAUGUCACAAGGAGAAGAGGAAGACGUUGAACGGAGAUGAUGUUUGUUGGGCUUUGGGAAAUUUAGGGUUUGAUGAUUAUGUUGAGCCAUUGAAAAGGUAUUUGCAUAGAUAUAGAGAGUUAGAAGGUGAAAAAGCUAACCAAAAUAAGGUUGAUAUUGGCAACAAGAAUGAAGAAAGGGAGAAAAAUGAGUUUCUCCUUAGAAGAUUGUAUGGUCCUUAAGAAAGUCCGGAGCAUAAAUGACAACUUUUUUUUAAUCAAGUAGGGGUGACCGUUCAGACAGUUCAAUUCAUAAUCCAAAAAUCCAAAAAGUUCCAAUUUCGAUUUGGUUUUUAGGUUGACCCAAACUAUGUCCACCUCUAUAUAUACGUAAGCUUUGAUUUUCAAAUUCUUUCUACUCUUGUUUUCAUUUUAUGAAGAAAAAAAUAAAUCGUGCUUUCGUACUAGUGAUCAUAUUGUAUCUUCUAAAUAAUUUGUAAGGUAAUUAAUUUGUGGGAUAUGGUUUUGAAAAAUUAAUUAACUUUGUGAUUCAA
This is a messenger RNA of Solanum verrucosum, 778 nucleotides long. RefSeq names its product nuclear transcription factor Y subunit B-5-like. Gene Ontology annotation, cellular component: CCAAT-binding factor complex; nucleus. The transcript has a single exon. Gene Ontology annotation, molecular function: protein heterodimerization activity; RNA polymerase II cis-regulatory region sequence-specific DNA binding; DNA-binding transcription activator activity, RNA polymerase II-specific. Lineage: Eukaryota; Viridiplantae; Streptophyta; Magnoliopsida; Solanales; Solanaceae. The record is from RefSeq and is a predicted model, not a curated record. Gene Ontology annotation, biological process: regulation of transcription by RNA polymerase II. The coding region runs from base 36 to 467 and encodes 143 amino acids.